AAUUGUUUUUAGUUUCAAUAUAGAUGAUGGAUGAUGUCCACCAGAAAUGGAUGGUGAAAUCGUUUAGCUUUGCAGAGGAAGCUUUAGAAGCUGGGGAGGUACCUGUUGGGUGUAUUAUGGUGUAUAAUGAUGAAAUUAUAGCUGUAGGAAGAAAUGAAGUCAAUGAAACAAAAAAUGCCACCCGCCAUGCUGAAGUAGUAGCCAUUGACCAAGUGUUGACAUGGAGUAAAGACCAUGAUAUAGAUUAUAGAAGUGUAUUUAAUAAAACAGUUUUAUAUGUUACAGUAGAGCCAUGCAUCAUGUGUGCUGGUGCUCUGAGACAAGUGGAAAUCCCCUUGGUUAUAUUUGGAUGUCGUAAUGAACGGUUUGGAGGUUGUGGAUCCAUUUUGUCCAUACAUGAUGCCAAUAUUACAAGUCUUGGACCUUCUUUUCAGUGUAUAGGUGGAUUAAUGAAAGAAAAAGCUGUUGAUUUGCUGAAAAAGUUUUACCAAGGGGAGAAUCCAAAUGCCCCUGAAGAAAAACGGAAACUAAAGAAAGAGGAAUCAAAGUAG
Molecule: messenger RNA, 551 nt
Organism: Saccostrea cuccullata (small rock oyster)
Lineage: Eukaryota; Metazoa; Mollusca; Bivalvia; Ostreida; Ostreidae
Product: tRNA-specific adenosine deaminase 2-like
Exons: 1
Coding region: 24-551 (175 amino acids)
Biological process (GO): tRNA wobble adenosine to inosine editing
Cellular component (GO): nucleus; cytoplasm
Molecular function (GO): zinc ion binding; tRNA-specific adenosine-34 deaminase activity
Source: RefSeq, a predicted model, not a curated record